Molecule: messenger RNA, 1998 nt
Organism: Phytophthora sojae
Lineage: Eukaryota; Oomycota; Peronosporomycetes; Peronosporales; Peronosporaceae
Exons: 6
Coding region: 1-1998 (665 amino acids)
Source: RefSeq, a predicted model, not a curated record
AUGAAGAACCCGAUUCGACUGGCCUCCCUCGAUGACUUCCACGAGAACUCGAUUCUUCGAAGCUGUCCAAACGUCGAAGAGCUGUCGCUUUGUCACUACUACAUGGACGUUCAUCUCAACGUCAGCGAGUAUCGCACUACAAAACAACCGAUCCCCGAGUUGAACUACCAUUGGACCGACAUGGAAGCGCUGAUACGCGAGCUGAGCGACUCGAACUCGCCGACCACCCACGGCAGUCACGUUGACUUCAGUCCGACAUUGGACGAGCUGUUGGCGAUGCUGGAAGUGAAUCGAGGGCUGGAGUUCCUCGGCAUAGACAUUAUUCCAGUAGAUGCCUCAUAUCUGAAGACCCGAGAGGCGCUGGCGCUACUGGCGGCAGUGGAGCGCGUGGGCCACGACGCGUGGAAGUUUAUAGCCGAGAAGUGGUGCGGACUGGGCCGGAUCAUGAUGAAGGAAGGCGAGCAGAGGUUCGAGGAGAAGACCCCGAUCAAGUUCUUGCUGCUUCUAGAUCUGGAAGGGCGACAGAUUCCAAAUGGCGUCGAUUAUGAUUUGGUACGCUUCUGUGGCGUCCACCAGAGGACAGCGUGCACUCCUGAGUAUUUGGACGCUCUCAAGCAGAUUGCCAAGCACUAUCCUACUUUGAAGCCGGACAAGCCUGGGCUGGACAUCCAGAUUCCCGUCCGGGUGUAUCUCGAAAUGGCAAAACACGAGGACUUCUUGAAGCUGAUGCAAAACGCGUACAAGGCGCAAGAAGUGGUAAAGGGCGAGUGGAACGCGUACCGGGAGAGAUUAGAUGAAGACGCAGUGCUGCCAGGUUCACUGAGAUGUACUUUUGUGCUGGAACCGGUGGUUGCGAAUUGCAUCGACAUCGCAUUCGUGUCCGAUGAUGCCGAGGAGAUGGAGGCGUUGGAGAUUGAAGGCAAUUGGUUUUCACAGAUUCAACGUCUGGAGCUUGGCGGCUUUGCCGAACUCCGAGAUGAUGAUGUCAAUGACGGUCGCGGCCGGCCUGUGACUGAACCCCCCAUUCUGCGAGUGCCGUGGUCGGUACCCUCUGUGAAGACGUUCAGUGAUGAUGGAACCAGCGAGUGGGUCAACGCGAUUGUUCCCGAUUUUGGUCGAUGCCAAGUGCGACGCGAGGAUCUCGUCUUCACCGAUGAGGAGAGCGGUGGAGGAGCAUGCACGCCUGGGCUCAUCUCGCUCACAAUCGAGUUUAAUGAAGACGAGAUCGCAGUAUCGGACGGUCUGCCGAGAUUGAUCGAGGCUGUGGGCCCUCUUCUCCAGUCCUUGACCAUCGCAUAUGCAACGAUAGAGCUAGAUGUGAACGAGACUGUUCGGAGUUGCCCGAAUCUUCAAACGCUAGUUCUGCGUGAAGAAUUGAACGAUAUGCAAAUCGACUUGAGUGGUUAUCGUGCGAACAACCUCCCGGUUCCUUCGUUGAACUGCCAAGGUUGGUAUAACCCGAGAACACUCAUCAGGGAGUUAUCCGACAUGGAUAACGCCCUGGCAAAUUGCACCCAAAGACUUCGCGUCCGCUUGAAAAGGAUUAUUGACGAAGACGAAGGCGGAGAGGCCAUGCGGUCCAAAAUGAUUGCGCUUCAAGAACUGCUGAGAAAGAAUGUGCGACUGGAAUUCGUCGACGUGGUGGUCAAACGAGGAUCCGAGCUCUACAUGGACAGCAUCCGGAAGUUUCACCUGAAGCCGAUAAAUCGGUCUCUGAAGGUUCCCUACGAAGUGAAGGCGGCGUUUCUCAGUGCGCUGCUGGCUGAGAAGCCCGCAACAACAUCACACAAGAAAGCUAGUCACGAGUCAGUUUCGGCUGCGACCGCGCUGGCUAAGCUCGAUCAACUCGUUCUGGUGAACAUACUGGAGUUUGCGGCACCCCCGAACAACUACGAGGACUUGAAGGCGUUGCUGCAGAUGCUGGAGACCAACCAAACGCUCGGGUAUCUCGAUGCCAUCAUCUCAUGGAAAUUUUACACAAAAGACGACUCGCAUUAA